CUGUCCUAAGCUCAACAAAGAUAAAACCGACCAAAAAAUGCCAUCUCAAGAUGAGAGGAAGCGCUUUGAAAUGGGGGGUCCGGCGGGGGCAGCGGCCCUGUCUCUCUUCUUCAUCGUUCUGACCUACCUCAAUGCAGAGAAAAAUGUCUCUGGUGAAUGGGAUCUCUUCCAAAUGCAUAAAAUAAACUGGGACAUUCGUCAGUGGGUUAGUCUGUCAAGUUUACUAGGCCUGUUGGCUUGGUUUGGUAUACAGCUUGUGCUGUAUAGUUUACCAAUUGGAAAAUCAGCUUAUGGACCUGUGCUAAAAGAGGGCCGUAAACUAGAGUAUCAACUAAAUGCUUUAUUUGCAUUGGACGUAAACCUAUUAGGUCUCAUUGUCGCUUUCUUUCUUGGUUUUCCAAUCAACGUGGUCAUAAAUAGUAUGCUGCAGCUACUGACAGCUGGGAUUCUAACCUGUUUGGUACUGAGCAGUGUAUUGUACCACUUGGCCGACUAUAUUGAGGAUUGGAGACUAAAUCCAAGAGGGAACACAGGCCAUUCAUUUUACGACUGGUUCAUCGGUAGGGAGUUGAAUCCUCGUCUUGGUUCUCUGGAUUUGAAGUACGUAAUGUUUCGGAGCGGCAUAAUUGGAUGGAUGCUGAUGAACUUUGCCAGUUUAAUCCUAGCGUUUUCUGAGGGCAAAAACGAAGUUCCAUCCAACUUGGUUCUUUUGGUAAUCACACAGCUAUUUUACGUCAUAGACUACUUUUGGUUUGAAGAGGGAAUACUCGUGUCACGUGAUAUUGUACAUGAAGGUCUUGGGUUCAACAUUAGCAUGCAGUUUCUCAUGAUUCCUUUCACAUUUUGCACACAAACUAGAUACGUGGCCACAACUGGGUACACGUCAUCUUGGAUUACGCUUCUGGGAAUAUUCAUCAUUUAUGGAACUGGAUACUGGAUUUACAGAGCCAGUAAUUUGGAGAAAAACAAAUUCAGACAGAAUCCAGACGAUCCAGCAUUAGCAUACUUAAAAACUAUGCCGACAGAAUCAGGAAAGCGGCUGCUGAUAACCGGAUGGUGGGGGUUGUGCAGACAUCCUAAUUAUCUGGGCGAUCUCUUAAUUUCUCUGAGUUAUGCUUUAUGUACAGGUUUUCAGCACUUCAUGCCGUAUUUGGGAUUUCUGUUCCUUGUGAUGCUGCUGAUUGACAGAGAGAACCGGGAUAGCGAGGGAUGCCGGGAAAAAUACGGCAAGGAUUGGGACAAAUAUUGUCAGAUUGUCAAAUAUAAAAUCAUACCCUUCAUUUACUGAACGGAGUACCAGUGAAAAAGACAGGGACAUUACAUGAAAAUAUAUGCUCGUACUGUAAUUUUUUUAAAGGAGAAAAAUAAAUAAGCAGUUAAAGGAU
Magallana angulata is the source of this 1385-nucleotide messenger RNA. Its product is annotated as delta(14)-sterol reductase TM7SF2-like. The transcript has 8 exons. Gene Ontology annotation, biological process: sterol biosynthetic process. The record is from RefSeq and is a predicted model, not a curated record. Lineage: Eukaryota; Metazoa; Mollusca; Bivalvia; Ostreida; Ostreidae. The coding region runs from base 38 to 1288 and encodes 416 amino acids. Gene Ontology annotation, cellular component: endoplasmic reticulum membrane; nuclear inner membrane. Gene Ontology annotation, molecular function: oxidoreductase activity, acting on the CH-CH group of donors, NAD or NADP as acceptor.